AUGAUACCAGCACUACUGCGCGCGUCACGUCUUGCCGUCUUUACGUCGCGUACGUUUGCGUCAUCCAUUGAGCAGCUCGUGCUUGUGGAAAAGAAGGACAAGUACGCGAUUGUGCGUCUGAAUCGCCCACCUGUUAAUUCACUCAGCACGGCACUGAUACAAGAACUAGAGACAACUAUCAAGAAGCUUGAGGAUGACAAGAGCAUGCGAGGUUUUAUCCUUGCAUCGUCCAACCAAAAGGUCUUUUGUGCUGGUCUGGACAUUACGGAAAUGUAUAAAGCAGAGCUAAGCAAGAUUACUGAAUUUUGGACGUCACUUCAAGAUCUAUACUUGCGUCUGUACACGACGCGUUUGGCUACAACUGCUGCAAUUGAGGGUCACAGUCCAGCUGGAGGUUGUUUGCUUGCCAUGUGCUGUGACUACCGUGUCAUGACAAGUGGUAAGCCCAUGAUUGGUCUUAAUGAGACGCAAUUGGGAAUUGUGGCACCUACUUGGUUUCGUGACACGUUCAUCAAUACAAUUGGUCACCGAGAGGCUGAGAAAAUGCUGGGGCUGGGAUUGCAAGUGGAUGCAAAUCGCGCGAAAGCUAUUGGACUCGUGGAUGAAGCUGUUGCACUUGAGGAAGUUUUUCCACGUGCUGAAGCUGUCUUGGCCAAGUGGUUGGCCAUUCCAGACAUGGCUCGUGUGAAGACCAAGAUGCUGAUGCGUCAGGAAACGGCGGACAGACUGAUGGCUAUCCGCGAGAAAGAUCUCCAAGCUUUCACUGACUUUGCACAGACGGACAUGGUGCAAAAAUUACUGGGGGCGUACCUUGCUUCUUUGAAGAAGAAGUAA
Peronospora belbahrii is the source of this 834-nucleotide messenger RNA. The record is from the annotation of a GenBank genome assembly. NCBI's taxonomy places the organism in Eukaryota, Oomycota, Peronosporomycetes, Peronosporales, Peronosporaceae.